AUGAAGACUCCUACUGUUUUGACGUUAAUGACUGCUACAGCGGUUCUACCUAGUGUUGACAACUCGUCCGACUCGAAAGAGAAAACGAGCAGCCUGUCACCAGAAGUUGGUCAGGUCAUCGAGGACGAGGGAAGCGGUCUCGCUGCUAGACGUUCGAGAGUCGAUGAAGCCGCGGAUGGCAACAUUGAGAGGACGAUAAGCUAG
This is a messenger RNA of Peronospora matthiolae, 204 nucleotides long. NCBI's taxonomy places the organism in Eukaryota, Oomycota, Peronosporomycetes, Peronosporales, Peronosporaceae. The record is from the annotation of a GenBank genome assembly.